AUGCAGGUCAUCAUCUCCAUCAUUAUCCUCAUCACAGCGCUGGCGCACGCUGCACCAACAACCAGCACCACACCAACAUCAUCACUCUCGCGACGCGCCGUCAAUCCAGCCCUGGUCCCAUCAUAUGGCGUCACGCGCAACACCAAUGCCAACGCCAAGCAGCGCGGCAGCUGCGACGGUUCCAACGGCCAAAAGACAGUCCUGAUACCCUGCACCUGCCCACCCGAGAGGGACGCGUUCCUCUCCAAGCUCUCGACGGCCGUGGCCCAGGGCAACGUGUUUGGUGAAAAUAUCACAUUUAGCGAAGAUGCGGCCGACCAGUCCGAGGCCACAAACAAGAAGCGCGCCACGGCCAUGCUCAUUGUCCUACAGAGCUUCAACGGCACAAAGGGCAGGGGCUGCCCGGGAGCUUCGGCACCGAAUUUCCUGCUGCAGCAGAGGGAUGGGAAAAAGAGGACUUAG
Messenger RNA from Pyricularia grisea, 462 nucleotides. RefSeq lists its product as uncharacterized. The record is from RefSeq and is a predicted model, not a curated record. The coding region runs from base 1 to 462 and encodes 153 amino acids. The transcript has a single exon. Lineage: Eukaryota; Fungi; Ascomycota; Sordariomycetes; Magnaporthales; Pyriculariaceae.